This is a messenger RNA of Sus scrofa (pig), 1796 nucleotides long. The record is from RefSeq and is a predicted model, not a curated record. NCBI's taxonomy places the organism in Eukaryota, Metazoa, Chordata, Mammalia, Artiodactyla, Suidae.
AUGAAGCCCUCACCCGGGCGGAACACUGCUCGCUGGAAGCAUCCCUCUCCUGCCUGCAGCGGCGGUGCAGCCCCCGCGCCACCUCUCGGCUCCCGCACCUCCCCGGCCACCUUCUCUCCUCCCUCGAGUCACGCAGUCCCCAGAGGCACAUUCCUGGCGACUCCCGCUCCGUUACCCGGCCGACCCGGCUUGCGGCCGCCCGGGGGAGCAAGGGAGGGAAGGGAGCGGCCGAGGGAGGCGCGGCCGCCCGCUCCCGGUCCCCGCGCCUCGACACAAAGCGCCCGGCCCGCGCCACCUGUUUCCACCCGCCCCACGAGGCCGGGGGCCCCUCCCGACUGUGAUCCCACUUCUCCCCGCAGUCAAGUUUACCCCGCCUCGGCCUUCCCGGUGGUCCAGGCGGCUGCCGGGGCAAACCCCGCCGCGCCGCGGCCGCGAAAGCAAAAGCAGGCGGCGGGGCCCGGGAGGAGCCGGAGAGCCGCGCGCGGCCACUCACCCGGGCGCCCGGGAGCUGCCCGGGUCCCUCCGGAGCGCUGUCCGAGGCCAACGCCUUCAGCUGCCAUGGUUACCCUGGGGCUGCCAUGUGGAGAGACCACAGAGAGAAGCCCAAGGAAGCCAGCUGUUCCAGCCCCACCCCCACCCCCAGCUAUUCGUGUCUUCACAGCCCAAGUUCUGUGAGUAGCAUAAAUGAUUGGUACUGUUUUAAGUCACUAUCUUGGGGUGGUUUAUUAGAGGCAAUAGAUAACUCAUAAGAAAACCUAACUCAAUGUGUACCACAUGCCAGGCAGAUGAAAUUAUCUCUUGCUUAAUCUUCAAACAACUCUGUAAAUCAGUUGUUUUUUUCCACUUUAUACUACACCUUCUUCGUCUCAGUUCCACCACCUGCCAAAUGAGGAAGAUAAUAGACCCGGUGUAUUCCUCAGAGUUGCUGGGAGAUUCAAUAGAGAUAAUGCAUGAAACAGGACCUUGUACAUUGUAAGAGACACCAGAAUGUUGAUAUUACAUUUUCUGUCAUGUUCCAAGCAAGAAGAACUUUGAAAGACAUCUCUUCCAUGGAGGAUAACUAAACUAUUAAUCCUGAAAUUAUGAGAUUCAAGCUGUAAGGGACUUCCAUGAAAAGAACUUGAUGAUGUUAUGGACUAUGGCUUAUGAUAAUCGUGGUAAUAACAUUUAAAACAGACUCAAGUAGAGAAUUUAGGACAUUAUUUUAAAUCUGCAUUAAUCAGGGUAAAAUAACUGUUGCUAUAAAAUGCCACAGAUCUCGGAAGUUUGACACAUUCAUGGUUUAUUUCUUGCUCUCAGCACAGAUGUUUGCAGGGACCAGAAAAAGGGCUCUGUAAUAGUCAUAGUCAUUCAGGGACCCAGGCUUCUGCCUUUUCAUAGACCCAUGGUUACCUUGGUGCAUUGAGUUUCUCCAUUGAUAUUUUUCAUUCUCUGAAGAGAGAAGAGAGAAUCCAUAGAGGACUGUAUUGGAGAUUUAUUUCGGGGGGUCAAGUUUGAAGUCUGAGGCUUAACCAUUUCUUGGGCAAGAUGUUCUAAGAUAAAUCAAAGUGAAACACACUAGCUCAGUUUACCUUUGGGUUUUUGUUGUUUUUUGUUUUGUUUUGUUUUGUUUUUGUUUUUGUUUUGUCUUUUUAGGGCUGUAUCCGUGGCAUGUGUAAGUCUCCAGGCUAGAGAUUAAUCGGAGCUGCAGCUGCUGGCCCAUGUCACAGCCACAGCAACACAGGAUCCAAGCUGUGUCUGUGACCUACACCAUAGCUCAUGACCUAUACCACAACUCACGUCAACACCAGAUCCUU